Molecule: messenger RNA, 1255 nt
Organism: Nicotiana attenuata
Lineage: Eukaryota; Viridiplantae; Streptophyta; Magnoliopsida; Solanales; Solanaceae
Product: glucose and ribitol dehydrogenase-like
Exons: 4
Coding region: 83-964 (293 amino acids)
Molecular function (GO): oxidoreductase activity
Source: RefSeq, a predicted model, not a curated record
GAGCUUAACAUACCACUCUCCUUUUUGUUUCUAACAUUAAUUUGUCCCCACAGAGAGAAGAUCUAUAGCUGUUUGUAGAAGAAUGGCGAGCGGUGGCCAGCAAUUUCCACCACAGAAACAGGAAACUCAGCCUGGAAAAGAACAUGUGAUGGAGCCAACCCCACAGCACUCUAGCAUGGAGUAUAAGCCCGCCAACAAGCUUCAAGGUAAGAUAGCACUGGUGGCCGGAGGUGAUUCCGGCAUUGGACGUGCAGUCUGCCAUUGUUUUGCGUUGGAAGGAGCAACGGUGGCCUUCACUUAUGUGAAAUCUCAAGAAGAAAAAGAUGCACAAGACACCCUUGAAAUACUAAGGAAAGCCAAAGCAGCUGACGCAAUGGAACCUAUGGCUGUUGCUACCGAUUUAGGGUUCGACGAUAACUGCAAGAAGGUAGUUGACGAAGUUGUGAAUUCCUAUGGGAGGAUCGAUAUUCUGGUUAACAAUGCAGCGGAGCAGCACAAGACUACCUCCGUUGAGGAGAUUGAUGAAGAGAGGCUUGAGAGAGUCUUUAGGACUAACAUCUUUUCUUACUUUUUCCUCACCAGGCAUUCUUUGAAGCAUAUGAAGGAAGGGAGUAGCAUAAUAAACUCGACAUCAGUGGUUGCAUAUAAAGGGAAUCCAAAGCUGCUUGACUACACAGCUACCAAGGGUGCAAUUGUGUCAUUCACUAGAGGACUUGCACUUCAACUUGUUGAGAAAGGUAUACGUGUUAAUGCAGUAGCUCCUGGCCCUGUUUGGACUCCGCUUAUUCCAGCUUCCUUCAGUGAAGAAGAGAGUGCUAAUUUUGGAAAAGACGUGCCAAUGCGAAGGGCUGGUCAGCCUAUAGAAGUGGCUCCCUCCUAUGUUUUUCUCGCCUCUACCCCGGAGUCCUCUUAUAUUACUGGUCAAGUACUCCAUCCCAAUGGUGGGGUGAUUGUCAAUAGCUAAAGGUGGUGUUGGGAUGGGCCUAGCUGUUCGACUCUUUGUGCCCAACUGUUCUCGUUGUGUUCCGUUUGAUGUAGAAUAGCAUAGCCGUUGUUUAACACUACAUAUAAUGGUAUUUGUUGUAUCUUCGUUUUUUUACAUGGUCUGUAUGGCGUCACCGGUAUAAAAUGUGCGUGUAUAUAUAUGUCAGUAUGUUAGUAAUAAUUUAAUAAUUAAGGACUCGCAUAGUGCAGCCCCAAUCCAGGCCUUGGCUGGAAUGUGUAUUUUUUGUUGCCUCAAGCUUGUUCCAAACUA